CCCCCUUCAUUUCUUUAUAGAUAGAUAGUUAGACGGAUAGAGAGAGCAUUUGCUUCUAAUAACAAAAUAAGAUAAAUAAAAAAUUAGAUAAAUCCCCUUAGCCUUAUCUAUUGGCUGUUCUUCUUGUCAUUCUGAGUGGAAGGAAUCAUGGGGACUCAAGAAAAUGCCUGGGAUGUUGAAAAGGUGCAAUUUCUAGAAGCCGAGUUUCAGCGUUUAUCUAAAGAGAACGAGGAGAUUAAACAUAUGAUUAGUGUGAUGAGCAAUAACUGCAAUAUUCUUCAAGAUCAGUUGAACAAGAAGAGGACACAUGAGAUGUGCACCAUGAAAGACAGUUGCUCUAGCCAAGAUUCAGUCAAGAGACUGGCAAGGGAAACGCUCAGUACAAAAUCGUCACAGGUCAUUAUAAGAACCAAUGAGGCGGACACUAGCUUAAUAGUGAAAGAUGGUUAUCAAUGGAGGAAGUAUGGACAGAAGAUCACUAAAGAUAAUCCAUCACCGCGGGCUUAUUUUAGGUGUUCUACCACUCCGGAUUGUCCCGUCAAGAAGAAGGUGCAAAGAUGUGUGGAUGAUAAAUCUAUUCUCGUGGCAACAUAUGAAGGAGAGCACACUCAUGCGCUUAGCAAUGGACUUGAAGGCUCAACCUCUUCACCACAUGGCUCAGACCCUGGUUUAGCGUGUUCUAUCCCAGUUAAUCCACUUCGACCAACUAUCAGCCUUGAUAUGACCCUAUGUGGGACCGAUCAAGAGAUAAACAGACCCACUCAAAAUUUCAAUAGCAACAACAACAACAACAAUAACACCACCACCGCCGUCGCCGCCACCACCACUAACAACAUGGCUGGGUAUGUGGCAUCUUUAACUCGAGAUCCCAACUUCAUUGCAACCUUAGCAGCCGCGAUUGCACGAUCCAUUGUAAACCCUCCUUAUUCACCCAAGAGGUGAAAUUUAAAGUUGAAUUAUUAGAAAUCAUUCAGGUUGGAAACAAAAUUAAGAAUUUUUAUAAAUUUUUAGGCUCGAAAAGACUCCUUUGUAAGUGAUUUUUU
Molecule: messenger RNA, 1043 nt
Organism: Magnolia sinica
Lineage: Eukaryota; Viridiplantae; Streptophyta; Magnoliopsida; Magnoliales; Magnoliaceae
Product: probable WRKY transcription factor 40
Exons: 4
Coding region: 148-942 (264 amino acids)
Biological process (GO): regulation of DNA-templated transcription
Molecular function (GO): DNA-binding transcription factor activity; sequence-specific DNA binding
Source: RefSeq, a predicted model, not a curated record